CAAAGAAAGAGAACAUCAUCCGCGAUAACCUUGGUCUCUUUGCUUUGCUGACCUUGUGUGAAUGCCGCCCAAAAUGCGAUGAUGGUAAUGUGGAAAUGAAUCACAGCCCAUGUCCGACACCACUACCAGUCAGCUUCUUCCUCCGGGCGCGCCUAAACGGCCUAGGCCGGUGAUUUCUUGUCUGAUUUGCAGGAGAAAAAAGCUCAAAUGCAACCGACUCCAUCCUUGCCAGCAAUGUAUCAAGGUCGGUCGUCCCACUGCUUGUAUCUACCAGGACGGACAAGAACCCGAGCUCAAUGCAGCAUACCUACAAGGGCAUCCGAGCAAACGACGUAGGUUCGAGUCGCUCUUUGUGGAUAUCGCAAAUGGCGAGACAGCAUCAGCGGCAGCAGCUGCUGCCCCUCAGGCCGCUUCCAGAGGAGGAGGAGGCGGCGGCGUGAUAGAGGAUCUCCUGGCACGCGUAGCGAGGCUUGAGAAUGCUCUCUUCGCGCAAGAGAGUCGGUCAGACGCCAUGGAACGUCUCCUUGUCACGUCGGCCACGGUCAAUAUCAAAAGCGACAACAAUCUUGACCAACAGAUCCAUACACCGGCAGUGACCACGAAUCUGAGUUACCAGUUUCCUGAUGCCUGUCGGUUCCUGGCGAACCUGCCAAACAACCCUGGUCUGGCCAAGCUUCGGACAGACCUACAAACUAUACACUUGACCGUGGAGAGGAACAACCACAAAGUGUUGUUUGACCAGGAUUCAACACGGGCAACUCCUGAUGGUUACCACCACCAACCCGACGUCCUCGAACUCCCUCCUCUUCACAUUUGCGAGAAACUGGCCACUCUCUACUUUGACAAUAUGGAACACUGUUUCAGGAUCCUACACGCUCCUACGUUCAUGCGGCAACUCAGAAUCCUCUUUGCCGACGACGGCGGCGAACAAGCUUGCGGCCUGGGCUUCAUCCCACAACUGGUCGGCGUCUUGUUGGUCGGGGCGAGUAUAGGCACCCACGAAGAAUGCGAGAUCGGCGCUUCGACUUCGAUGCUCCAUCCGAGUCGCGUCCUCAAGUUCAUGAGGGAUUUUCUCGACAAGGUGCAGCCGCGACAGCGAUACCUCCUGCCGGUCCUGCAGGUCAAGAUGCUGACGCUCGUCUGCCACUGGAGCUACCUGGGGCGACUGGACGAUCUGAUCCGCAUGAACGGAGAGAUUUUGCGGGAUGCUUUGAUCAUGGUGUUGAACGAGGACCCUUCGAGGCAAUCCGGUAUUGGCGUGUUCGAAGGUGAACUCCGUCGGCGCCUCUGGAUGACGGUCGUCGAGAUCGACCUCAUGCUUUGCAUCCUGUGCAAGAUCCCCUGCAUGGUGCCCCCUUACACCUCGAAACCUCCACGGAACAUCAACGACGACGAGAUAUACGACGGCAUCCAGGUCCUGCCCGAGUCCAGACCCGUGGAGGAAUGGACCGACGGCUUGUGUCAACACAUGCUCUCAAAAUCCUUCCCGCUGCGUCUCAUGGCCUGCAGACAGAUGGACGGCACGAGUCGCAUAUCGUUCGAGGACCUCCGCGUCUUCACCCGAGACCUGGAGAAGAUCCUUCAGGAAUUGCCCUCCCCCUUGCGCUUCACCUACCAGGGCGACCAGGCGAGCAAGACACCCCCACGGCUCCUGGCCAGGAUGGAGUUGGACUUUAGCAUCCGUCGUCCCUUGAUGCACCUGUACACUUGCUUCGUGGCCAGCUCCGACGCCCACGACGUCUCUCAAGAGUGCACCGAUGGAUUUUUACAAUCUUGUCUGAUGAUUACUACUUUUCAAGAUUUGUUCGAUCCACGAUAUUCGGAGAUCGACGUCCCCCGACCCGAGGGUUACUGGGACUUUUUCCACAACCUCUACCGUAACGAGUUGGUCCAAGCCAUCUUGGGUUUAUGUCUAGGUAUAAAGGGCUUAGGAAGCACUGCGUCGUCAUCUUCCGCUGCUUCGAUGGAUCCUGUCACUACGACUAUCGCCCACCAAGCGACGACUCCAACUACUACUGCUACCACGACGCCCGGAGGAGGAGACGACAACGGGCACCACACACAGUCGCGGUGUUCCCCCGGGUACACAAAAUCCAACCUGAUCCAUUCAGUCCUCGACACCCUCGAGCCGAUGAAGCUACGCAUAUCUCACCCUGGGGCCAAUUUCAAGGACAUCGCCUACUUUACCGUCGUCUUGACUUCCCUCUUGCCUGCGACGACGCCCGAGACGAAUCCUCCUCCUCUUCCUCCUCCUCCUCCUCCUCCUCUUCCUCCUCCUCAGACCGAACUGUCGAAAGAAUCAAACACCCAGACCGCGUUGGAGGAAUUGGCCCGGGAGUGCCUGGAUCAAUUACGCAAGGACAAUGUACCGGUGGUGAUGCCGCUGGGCAGCAAUCAUUCUCAACCUCAAUCUCAACCUCGUGCAGCAGCGACGACCACAGUCAUCAACAAUACGUCUCAAGAAUACGGCGGGGACGAAGGCCAUUCCUAUGACUCGGUCUGGUGUGGGUUCCCGGCCCUCGACCUGUUUGAACCCCCCACCGGAGGUACUACCUACCUAGCCUAAUUUACAUUCACUUAUUCACGACGUGACAAGGUUGUGAAAGCGAGCUGCGUUGAUAUCGUUCAUGUUUAGGGAAACAUCGAUUAAUGAAUAUAGUCUAUCUCCAUCUAUAUGCUCAUAAUUCAUAUCG
This is a messenger RNA of Exophiala oligosperma, 2693 nucleotides long. RefSeq lists its product as uncharacterized. The record is from RefSeq and is a predicted model, not a curated record. Gene Ontology annotation, biological process: regulation of transcription by RNA polymerase II. Gene Ontology annotation, molecular function: zinc ion binding; RNA polymerase II cis-regulatory region sequence-specific DNA binding; DNA-binding transcription activator activity, RNA polymerase II-specific. The transcript has 4 exons. NCBI's taxonomy places the organism in Eukaryota, Fungi, Ascomycota, Eurotiomycetes, Chaetothyriales, Herpotrichiellaceae. Gene Ontology annotation, cellular component: nucleus. Bases 110 to 2566 code for a protein of 818 amino acids.